AUGACCGGCGACGAAGGACGCCAACGUCUCGUGCCUACUCCUACUCCUUGGAACACGCCGCUGUCAUCUCCCAGGCCCGUGUUUCAUCACUGGAGAGGCGGGAUUUCCGAAACCACCGACCAGUUCAUAUUCGUCCUCAUGAUAUUAUCAUGUGUCUUCGCCUUGUGCACCCUGCUUCGUAUCUGGUUUAGCAUGCGGCAAACAGAAAUCGACUUUCAGCACACUCGUCCGCUGAGGCACGCUGAGGAUGGGACAGGAGCUGAAGCUGAGGAGAUGCAACAGUUCAUUCGGGAACCUGCUGUUCCUUCAUCCUCGGGACGUCGAGGGUCGACGGAAGAAACAGAAGAGGAGGACUUUAUUGUCGGUGGCGAUAGUGAUGAAGAGUCGCAGUCGUAG
This is a messenger RNA of Fusarium pseudograminearum CS3096, 396 nucleotides long. RefSeq lists its product as uncharacterized. Bases 1 to 396 code for a protein of 131 amino acids. The record is from RefSeq and is a predicted model, not a curated record. The transcript has a single exon. Lineage: Eukaryota; Fungi; Ascomycota; Sordariomycetes; Hypocreales; Nectriaceae.